AGUGGAUCUCCUUGUGGAGCUGUGCCUUGGGGAGAGGAGGAUUGACACCUCUGUGUCUGUUCCCGUUGCAGAUGCUCUGUACGACGUGAUCACCGUGGGAGCCCCAGCAGCUCAUUUCCAGGGCUUUAAGAACGGAGGACUCCGCAAACUGCUGAGCAAAUUCGAGGCAGAGAGGAGAAAUACUGGAUACCAGUGCAUUUACUACUCACCAGAAAACACAGCCAAGGCAAAAGAAGUUCUCAGCAAGAUCAACCAUCUCCAGCCUCUGAUCUCAAGCCAUGCAGACCUGCUGCUCAGCUCUGCGAGCCAGCACUCUCCAGACAGCCUCAAGAAUUCUUUAAAGAUGCUUUCAGAAAAAACAGAGUUGUUUGUGCAUGCAUUCAAGGACCAGCUGGUCAGAAGUGCCCUUCUAGCACUGUACACAGCCCGGCCUGGCUGUGUCCUCAAGAAACCAGCUGUGCCUAGGAGCAGCGCUGAGGAAGGGGGUGAUGUGCAGCACCAGGACCAUCCUGCCCAGAUUAAGAGACAGGACUCUAUCCCCCAUCAUUCUGAGUAUGACGAGGAGGAGUGGGACAGGGUGUGGGCCAGCGUGGGCAAGAGUUUGAACUGUGUCAUUGCCAUGGUGGACAGACUGCUGGAAAAAGACACCUCCAGCCACACUGAAGAGGGUGACAGUGACCCUUCAGCAGCAGAUUGCAAGGUGCUGCCUACAGGUGACUGGUACGAGCAGCUGUACCCACUGGUGGUUGCACUCAAGGACUGCAUGGGAGAGGUGGUGACCAGGGCCAAGCAAUCCAUGGCAUUUGUUCUGCUCCAGGAACUUGCCUGUGGUUUGCCACAGUGUUUGAUGCUGACCCUAAGAAGAGACAUCGUCUUCAGUCAAGCACUGGCUGGAUUGGUCUGUGGGUUUAUAAUCAAACUGCACACAGGUUUACAUGACCAAGGAUUUUUACAACAGCUUCAUACUGUUGGAUUGCUUGUUCAAUAUGAAGGACUCCUCAGUACAUACAGUGAAGAAGCAGGGAUGCUGGAAGACAUGGCUGUGGGCAUUUCAGACUUGCAGAAAGUCAUGUUUAAAGUCAUUGAAGCCAAAUCAGAAGAUUUUUUGCCUGUUAUAAGUGGGAGGCGGGAACAUUACAUCAUAGAGGUCCAACUUCCAGCAAAGAUGUUUGAGCUGCUGCCCCAAGAGAUUAAAGAAGGGAAACUUCUUCGCAUGUACCCAGUGCUCUUCAAUGUUGGAAUCAACGAGCAGCAAACCCUUGCAGAGAGGUUUGGAGAUACAACUUUGCAGGAAAACAUCAACCAGGAAAACUUAGAACUUCUCAAAGAAUAUUACAAGUUGUUUAUGGAAAAAAUGCCUCCUGAUUGUCUAUCACAUUUUCAAGAACAAAAUGAUUUAAAGGGAUUGCUAGAAAAUCUCCAUCAAAAUAUCCAGGCCAAAAAGAGAAAGAAUGUAGAAAUCAUGUGGCUGGCAGCGACGAUUUGCCGCAAGCUGAAUGGAGUUCGCUUCACCUGCUGCAAAAGUGCCAAAGACAGGACGUCCAUGUCAGUGACGCUGGAGCAGUGUUCCAUCCUGAGGGACGAGCACCAGCUGCACAAGGACUUCUUCAUUCGGGCUCUGGAUUGCAUGAGGAGAGAAGGAUGCCGCAUAGAGAAUGUGCUGAAGAAUGUCAAAUGCAGAAAGUAUGCAUUCAACAUGCUCCAGCUGAUGGCUUUCCCAAAGUACUACAGACCUCCAGAAGGCACAUAUGGAAAAGCUGACACCUAA
Molecule: messenger RNA, 1768 nt
Organism: Acanthisitta chloris (rifleman)
Lineage: Eukaryota; Metazoa; Chordata; Aves; Passeriformes; Acanthisittidae
Product: type II inositol 3,4-bisphosphate 4-phosphatase-like
Exons: 12
Cellular component (GO): cytoplasm
Molecular function (GO): phosphatidylinositol-3,4-bisphosphate 4-phosphatase activity
Source: RefSeq, a predicted model, not a curated record